Messenger RNA from Etheostoma cragini (Arkansas darter), 7281 nucleotides. RefSeq names its product ADP-ribosylation factor guanine nucleotide-exchange factor 1 (brefeldin A-inhibited) (gene arfgef1). Gene Ontology annotation, biological process: regulation of ARF protein signal transduction. Gene Ontology annotation, molecular function: guanyl-nucleotide exchange factor activity. Bases 237 to 6146 code for a protein of 1969 amino acids. The transcript is spliced from 42 exons. NCBI's taxonomy places the organism in Eukaryota, Metazoa, Chordata, Actinopteri, Perciformes, Percidae. The record is from RefSeq and is a predicted model, not a curated record.
UGCUGCCUCACUGCGGCCGUUCUCGAACGUACGUGACGUCGUUUCCUCUCUCCAACAUGGCGCAGGAGGCAGGUCGUUAAUGGAAAUCGGAGGGAUUUACCCCACCUUUCUGUGUUUAUUUAUGUUUGUCUGUUAGUUGCUCUGCGGCUGACAUUUGUAAAGGAAUACAUCUCCAUUCGAGGCGGCUGCAGCCCCCCUCGGGACCAGGCACACCUCGCCCCUAAUUCCGGUGCGGCAUGUUUGAGGGCAAAAAGACGAAAAACAUGUUCCUUACACGAGCUUUGGAAAAGAUCCUGGCCGACAAGGAGGUGAAAAAGGCUCACCAUUCACAAUUGCGCAAAGCCUGCGAGGUGGCACUUGAGGAAAUUAAAGAGGAAUCAGAAAAAUUAAGUCCGCCCAGUGGAGACGGUAAAUCGGGUUCCAGCACUUUACCACCAAUCAAGUCAAAGACCAACUUCAUUGAAGCCGACAAGUACUUCUUGCCGUUUGAGCUGGCAUGUCAGUCCAAAUGUCCCCGCAUUGUCAUCACCUCGCUCGACUGUUUACAGAAGCUGAUAGCGUACGGCCACCUGACGGGCAGCGCCCCGGACAGCACGGCUCCGGGCAAGAAGCUCAUCGACCGGAUCAUUGAGACCAUCUGCGCCUGUUUCCAAGGGCCACAGACUGAUGAGGGCGUGCAACUACAGAUUAUUAAGGCUUUGUUAACAGCUGUGACCUCCCAGCACAUAGAAAUCCAUGAGGGCACUGUGCUGCAGGCCGUCCGCACGUGUUACAACAUCUACCUGGCCAGCAAGAACCUCAUCAACCAGACCACAGCCAAGGCCACGCUCACACAGAUGCUGAACGUCAUCUUCGCGCGCAUGGAGAAUCAAGCUCUUACAAAUCACAAGCUAUCUUGGUCUCUGGCCUCCAGAAAGCGUGACCGCCAGCUGCAGGAAGCAAAGCAGCUGGAGAGAGAGCGGCACCGGCAGCACUCCCCGGUUACCCAGCAAAGUGAGCCAGACUCCCCCCAGCUCCAGGCUCACAUCCACCCGCCGGCCAAGAGUCAGCCCCAGGAGGCCAAUGGGCCUGUCACCCCUCCAACACCCAGCAUUACCAUCCCAUCCACCCCGUCCACCCCCUCAACACCCGCCCCAGAAGGCAGCAGCAGGUCUGUGUCUGGGGAGCAGGGAGAGCAGGGGCCCGUCUAUGAGAGCCCAGAUCCAGAAAACGGUUCUGAUUUCUGUGUGGCUGAAAACGAACAGACUGAGGCAGAUCAAGCCACUGCAGCAGCACAGAAUGCAGCAGCCCUGCAGCAUCCAGAGGGAGGUGAGGACGAGGGGACCCCAAACUAUGAGGAAAAAGCUCAGGAAAUCGUCCAGAGUAUUCUGCAGGAGGUGGUCAACACUGUUGCAGGAGGGCACUGCUUGGACCCCACAAACCUCUGCUCUGACACCAAGGAGUCUGGCGCCGAUGGCGAGACGGCGGAGUCGGAGCCAACUGAAGCGCAGACAGAGGGUACCCAGAGCUCCCUCGAGGACGAGGGCACCCUGGGUAGCGACAGCGAGCACGUCCAUGCCAACGGCAUUCCCGGCACGCCUAUUUCUGCCAGCUUCACCCCCUCGCUGCCCGAUGACAGACUGUCUCUCUCGUCCAAUGAUACUCAGGAGUCAGGAGCAGCGCCGGGCCAGCCACCAGGUGCAAAGUUCUCCCACAUCCUCCAGAAAGAUGCCUUUCUUGUCUUUCGCUCACUCUGCAAACUGUCAAUGAAGCCGCUGUCAGAUGGACCACCUGAUCCCAAAGCCUUGAACAGAUGGCUGGAAAAAAGAUACAGACAAGGACCUUCACUUUAUGCACAAAAAUACACACAGUCCCAUGAGCUGCGAUCGAAGGUCUUGUCCCUCCAGCUGCUCCUGUCUAUCCUGCAGAACGCCGGGCCCAUCUUCAAGACCAACGAGAUGUUCAUCAAUGCCAUCAAGCAGUACCUGUGUGUGGCCCUGUCCAAGAAUGGUGUCUCCUCCGUGCCUGAGGUCUUUGAACUCUCACUCUCCAUUUUCCUCACUCUGCUCUCCCACUUCAAGACGCACCUCAAGAUGCAAAUCGAGGUGUUCUUCAAGGAGAUUUUCUUGUACAUUCUUGAGACGUCCACAAGCUCCUACGACCACAAGUGGAUGGUCAUACAAACCCUCACUAGAAUAUGCGCAGAUGCCCAGAGUGUGGUGGACAUCUACGUGAACUAUGAUUGUGACUUGAAUGCUGCUAACAUAUUUGAGCGGUUGGUCAAUGACCUCUCGAAAAUUGCGCAGGGUCGCGGAGGCCAUGAACUUGGCACAACCACCCUACAGGAGCUGACCCUGAGAAAGAAAGGCCUUGAAUGUCUAGUGUCCAUCCUGAAAUGUAUGGUUGAAUGGAGUAAAGACCAAUACGUCAACCCUAACUCCCAGACUAGCCUUGCAAGAGCAGGCCAGGAGAAACCAUCAGAACAGGAGAGCACAGAAACCAAGGCCCCGGAGACAAUAAACCGCUAUGGGAGUAUUAACUCUCUGGACUCCACAGCCUCGUCUGGCAUCGGCAGCUACAGCACCCAGAUGUCCGGUACCGACAACCCUGAGCAGUUUGAGGUCCUCAAACAGCAGAAGGAGAUCAUCGAGCAAGGCAUUGACCUGUUCAACAAGAAACCAAAGAGGGGAAUCCAGUACCUUCAAGAGCAAGGCAUGCUGGGUACAACCCCAGAGGAUCUUGCUCAGUUCUUGCACCAAGAAGAGAGGCUUGAUUCGACUCAAGUGGGAGAAUUCCUUGGAGAUAAUGACCGUUUCAAUAAGGAGGUGAUGUACGCCUAUGUGGAUCAAAUGGACUUCCAGGGCAAAGACUUUGUUUCUGCACUAAGGAUAUUCCUGGAGGGCUUCCGGCUCCCCGGAGAGGCCCAGAAGAUUGACCGGCUCAUGGAGAAAUUUGCAGCGAGAUAUCUUGAAUGCAAUCAGGGGCAAACCCUCUUUGCCAGUGCUGACACAGCAUACGUCCUUGCCUACUCAAUCAUUAUGUUGACAACAGACCUUCACAGUCCACAGGUGAAGAAUAAAAUGACAAAAGAGCAAUACAUCAAGAUGAACCGCGGCAUCAAUGACAGCAAAGACCUGCCUGAGGAAUAUCUCUCAGCGAUCUACGACGAGAUUGCGGGGAAAAAGAUUGCCAUGAAGGAGACGAAAGAGAUCACCAUGAAAUCCAACAAGCACAGUGUGGCUAGCGAGAAGCAGAGGCGGCUGCUGUACAACGUGGAGAUGGAGCAGAUGGCCAAGACGGCCAAAGCUCUGAUGGAGGCCGUCAGCCACGUGCAGGCUCCCUUCACCAGCGCCACACAUCUGGAACACGUCAGGCCCAUGUUCAAGCUGGCAUGGACACCGUUCCUGGCAGCUUUCAGCGUGGGUCUACAGGACUGCGAUGACACCGAGGUGGCCUCACUGUGUCUGGAAGGCAUCCGUUUUGCCAUCAGGAUAGCAUGCAUCUUUUGCAUACAGUUGGAGAGGGAUGCUUAUGUGCAGGCCCUGGCGAGGUUCACCCUGCUGACAGCCAGCUCUGGCAUUUCAGAAAUGAAGCAAAAGAACAUUGACACCAUCAAGACCCUCAUCACUGUGGCCCACACCGACGGCAACUACCUGGGCAACUCCUGGCACGAGAUCAUGAAGUGCAUCAGUCAGCUGGAGCUGGCUCAGCUGAUCGGCACAGGGGUGAAGGCACGCUACAUCUCAGGGACGGUACGGAGCAAAGAUGGCUUCAUUACAACUACAAAGGAGCAGAGCAACGACGAGUACCUGGGUCUAGUUGGUGGGACAGUGGACCGUAAGCAGAUCGCCAGCAUCCAGGAGUCCAUCGGGGAGACCAGCUCUCAGAGUGUGGUGGUGGCUGUGGACAGGAUAUUCACCGGUUCUACUAGACUGGACGGUAACGCAAUAGUUGAUUUUGUGCGCUGGCUGUGUGCUGUGUCCAUGGAUGAGCUGGCCUCACCCACACACCCACGCAUGUUCAGCUUGCAAAAAAUAGUCGAGAUCUCCUACUACAACAUGGGUCGCAUCAGGCUGCAGUGGUCCAGGAUCUGGGAGGUUAUCGGAGACCACUUCAACAAGGUUGGCUGUAAUACCAACGAAGAUGUGGCAAUUUUUGCAGUGGACUCUCUCAGGCAACUAUCCAUGAAAUUUUUGGAGAAGGGGGAGCUGGCAAACUUCAGAUUCCAGAAAGACUUUCUGAGGCCCUUUGAGCACAUCAUGAAGAAGAACAGGUCUCCCACCAUCAGAGACAUGGUGGUGCGCUGUAUAGCCCAGAUGGUUAACUCCCAGGCGGCGAACAUCCGCUCUGGCUGGAAGAACAUCUUCUCUGUCUUCCACCUUGCUGCUUCUGACCAGGACGAGAGCAUUGUAGAGCUGGCCUUCCAGACCACCGGCCAUAUCGUCACGAAUGUAUUUGAAAAGCACUUUGCGGCCACCAUUGACUCCUUCCAGGACGCUGUCAAGUGUCUGUCAGAGUUUGCCUGUAAUGCCUCCUUCCCGGACACCAGCAUGGAAGCCAUCCGCCUCAUCCGACACUGCGCCAAAUACGUCUCAGAGAGGCCACAGGCCUUCAAAGACUACACCAGUGAUGACAUGAAUGUAGCGCCUGAGGAUCGCGUGUGGGUGCGAGGGUGGUUCCCCAUUCUCUUUGAGCUCUCCUGCAUCAUCAACAGGUGUAAGCUGGAUGUCAGGACCAGAGGGCUGACAGUGAUGUUUGAAGUGAUGAAGACCUACGGGCACACCUUUGAGAAACACUGGUGGCAAGACCUGUUCAGAAUUGUCUUCAGGAUCUUUGACAACAUGAAGCUGCCUGAGCAACAGACUGAGAAAGCAGAGUGGAUGACCACCACUUGCAACCACGCUCUUUAUGCCAUCUGUGAUGUCUUCACUCAGUACUUUGAGUCCCUCAAUGACGUCCUGCUGGAUGACAUUCUGGCUCAGCUCUACUGGUGUGUGCAGCAAGAUAAUGAGCAGCUCGCCCGUUCAGGCACCAACUGUCUAGAGAAUGUGGUCAUCCUGAAUGGAGAGAAAUUCUCCCUUGAAACCUGGGACAAGACCUGUAACUGCAUGUUGGACAUCUUCAAGACCACCAUCCCACACACGCUGUUAACAUGGAGACCAGCAGGAGCAGAGGGAGAAAACAUGACAACACAGAGCCUGUCAGACAAACAGCUGGACUGCGUUUCCCAAAAGUCAGUGGAUAUUCAAUCCCGCUCGGACGACCAGCAUUCCAUCAGCAGUACUGAUAGGGUUGCCAUGGAGAGCCGUCGACAGAGUCAGUACAGCUCAGCCUCAGGCACGUGUGAGGACGGCUCCAGGAGCAGGACCCCAAUAAAGAUCCAGGAGCAGCGCCUAUUCACAGCUUUGCUGAUAAAAUGUGUCGUGCAGCUGGAGCUGAUCCAGACGAUUGAUAACAUCGUGUUUUUUCCUGCCACCAGUAGGAAGGAAGAUGCUGAGAACUUUGCCGCUGCUCAGCGGGAUGCCUCGUAUGCAGCUGACGUCCCAGUGGAGGCCCAGGACCAGGGCAUGUAUCGCUACCUGACCUCAGAACAGCUCUUGAAGCUGCUGGACUGCCUGCUGGAGUCGCACAGCUUUGCCAAGUCUUUCAACUCCAACAACGAGCAGAGGACCUUACUGUGGAAAGCAGGUUUCAAAGGAAAGUCGAAGCCCAACCUGUUGAAGCAGGAGACCAGCAGCCUGGCGUGUGGCCUGCGCAUCCUGUUUCGUAUGUACACAGACGAGAGUCGGCAGGACGCCUGGGAGGAGGUCCAGAGACGACUACUUGAUGUGUGCAGUGAGGCUAUAGCGUACUUCUUGGCUCUGACCUCAGAAAGCCACAGGGAGGCCUGGACCAACCUGCUGCUGCUUUUCCUCACCAAGGUGCUAAAGAUCAGUGAUGGAAGGUUCAAGGCGCAUGCGUCCAGAUACUACCCUCUGCUGUGUGAGAUCAUGCAGUUCGACCUGAUCCCUGAGCUGCGGGCUGUACUGCGAAAGUUUUACCUGCGCAUCGGCCUCGUGUUUAACAUCGCCCAGCUGCCUGAGCCCGCACCCGAACCUCGGCCGGCACACGUUGAACGGGAAGCAGACACAGAGGUGGGGGAGGAGGCCGGGGAGGAGGCCCAGUGAUGCUGCACCACCAACAGCCUCGUACACAGAGCUCUACUGCGCUGUGGCUCUGCGUCACCUCAGCGUAGCCUACGCCUGACUCAAACAGCUGAUUGUCAAUCGGCUAUCUGCUACCACCCACCCGCACCCUUAACCCUGUCACUACACACACAGACACGCCUAUACACACAAAACAGCCCAGACAGAGUCCUUGAUAUCAUGAUGAAAACAGUAAUGUCUUGUGCAAGGUGUAGCGAUGCCUCAACCAGAUACAACUACUGAUUAACAGCUGACAGUUAUCCAUAUCUCUGAUCUGCUCAGAAGGAAUUUAUUUCAAAACAAUGUGUGCUUCUUACUGUAUAUUUAAAAAGUCAAGAAUGAAUGGGUUUCAACAACAUGCAAAAAGACAUAUUUAAUAACUCUGAAAUGUGACAUUUGUCACACAGUGAUAGUAAUGAUCUUUCUGUCUGCACCGCAGAUGGCAAACAUUAGUGUUGGUAGCCUCUUGGAUGAAGCUAGUUGUACAGAUCUGCCACUAUGUAAUAUAAUCUUAUAACACUAGAUUUCAUUUAUUUUCAUUUUUUUCCUCCUCUGAAUUUGCUGCACUUGAUCUCUUUUUGAAUGCACUGGAGAUUUUACUUUUGUGAUAAUUUAUUUGACUUUACCAUCGUCUGCAGAUUGUCCUACAAAGUACGAUUUGUAAUUGAACAUGACCGUGGAAAGUGAAGGGUUAAAUUAUUCCAUUUUAUAUGUUCUUAGGUUUUUAUCGGAAAUAGAUAACUGGGCUUCUGAAACUGGAAGAUGAGAGAGCAAUCUGAUGCUAGCUGCUUUUGAGUCAGUCUGUCUUCAUGUUUGAGUAUAGUUUUCACUCUUGUGUACAAAAUCAAAAGUUAAUAAUAUAUUUAAUGUUUUUUUUCUUUGGUUUGGUGUGGGGAAAAGGUUUAUGUAUAGAGAAAAUGACAAAUGUUAGCCGUGCUUUAAGUAUGAAUGGGAAGCAUUCCUGCUCAUGGAUGUAGAAAACAAAAUGUAUAUGAUACAGCAAUGUAAAGUUUUCUAUGUUGCAAAAACGAUUAUGUACAACUUUCUGUACAAUACAUCAUCUGGCAUUCUAAUCAGGUUCUAGGUCAAUAAAGUUUUUGAACCGGUUGAUUUGAAA